CUUGUAGCGCUAAAAGUCUGCUCUACUUUUGACCAUUCCAUCAUUUUUGCAUUUUCCUCACAUAUAAUGCCAGUCCUGUUGGUACAGGUGGCAAGAAAGUGUAUUGAUUUUCCACAACAAAGGAUUGGUCAAGUAUUUAAGGUCAGCCUUGUUUCACGAUUCUUCAGUCACAUUUUCCCAAGUCUCUUGGAACAUGCCCGCCCAACCAUUGUUGUUCUUCUUCUUGUUGCUUUUGGGUUCUCCUUCCUUGCUCAUCCAUGGAUUGAGUUUCCAAGCUGAGCACAUUAUUGUGGAUGCCAAACGACUGGAGCCUUUGGUGCUGAGUACGGCCACCCAACAAUGCCCAUUGAGCCCAUUUCCCUCGGGUCAGUGGCCUAUGUUUGGCGGGCAGGUGGACAGCCGUCCCACCAUCUGCACCCACGGGCGGAACUACGGGGACAUGUCCAAAUGCUACCAAUACAUCGGCCGCAGGUGGUCCCAGACCUUCCAAAUGCCCGAGAGCAUCAUGUCAGCCACGAGCCACGCAGAUUAACAAAGGCUCGGACAUGUGGGUGGCCAGUGGUCGAAUGACGCCCAAGGGCAAAUCCUGGCCCCAGUACACUAACAAGACUUACAUUGUCCAGGGGCCCCAGGACAUUCAACCCGGUAUCGACUUGCCAUACCACAGUCGCUCGCCACAGCUACUUCACUUCAGUGGCGAGAAAGUGCUCUAUGUGGCCUUCCACCGACUACCGACUUUGGAACAAGGUGCUGGUCAGCAUCAUCGAUCUGGAUGAGGUCACACCCACAUGGACCUCGCUGACACCUUAUACAAGAGUGGGGCGUGGAGUCCGAUACCGCUAUUUUGUGGUGGCUCCGACGAGCGGCAACACUGAACCGAAAUUGUUUGCGUUUUCCGCGGCCAAUUCGUAUUAUAGUGAUGAUGUGACUUUGACGAGUCAGGUCUUGGAUUUGGCCACCAACCAAUGGUCCACAGGCCCGAGUGCUACCAACUCUUAUCGUCAGUUUUCAACCGUCUAUGGACACGGCCUGUUUUUCGAGGGAGAGGUCUACGUUUUCGGCAAUUCAAUGGGCCUUGAAUCGUUUUGAUAGGCCCGUCCAUUUGGACGAGAAUAACAAAAUUGAAGGCUUGCACUUUCCCCUGGAAAACGGAUCGGGUAAAUGGACCGGGAUUAAGAACACGGCCAAAAGUACCGAUUCCUAUUUCCUUGACUAUGUGUCUUGUUCAGGCAUGGUCGAUUGCUAGAGAGAUGCUAAAGAAAUGAAAUACAUUGCACCAUUAUUGUC
Molecule: messenger RNA, 1287 nt
Organism: Tigriopus californicus
Lineage: Eukaryota; Metazoa; Arthropoda; Copepoda; Harpacticoida; Harpacticidae
Exons: 2
Coding region: 194-532 (112 amino acids)
Source: RefSeq, a predicted model, not a curated record